Aphis gossypii (cotton aphid) is the source of this 1269-nucleotide messenger RNA. RefSeq lists its product as uncharacterized. The transcript has 3 exons. NCBI's taxonomy places the organism in Eukaryota, Metazoa, Arthropoda, Insecta, Hemiptera, Aphididae. The record is from RefSeq and is a predicted model, not a curated record. Bases 1 to 1269 code for a protein of 422 amino acids.
AUGUAUGUUAAAAUUGAAACGGAAAGAUUAACAUUCAUCAGGUUGAAUCAAACCAAACUCCGAUCUGAAGAGUAUAUUCACCUUCGAGAUGCGAUUAAUACUGAUGGAAAUGCACAGAAUGUCGGUCGGAUGACUAUUCUUCCAGCAACAUACAUCGGAAGCCCUCGGCAUAUGCACGAAUAUGCUCAAGAUGCCAUGUCGUAUGUUCGUCAUUAUGACACGCUGCUGGAUGUAUUCUGUGGAGUGGCAGAAACGAGGAUUGCCACAUGCACACAUUUGAUUUGGUUGGUUGAAAAUAUAAGGCCAAAUGAAGUUGAUGCAGUGAUAUCAGCUGAAAUCCCUAAUGUACAAGUAGAUCCUGGAUUGCAUGAGGUAGUUAUCAAAAACAUGAUACAUGGUCCCUGUGGAACUCUUAAUCAAAAUUCACCGUGUAUGAUGAUGGAUGGUAAAUGUUCAAAACGAUAUCCACGGACAUUAAUAUCGGAAACAAUUACUGGUAAUGACGGUUAUCCAUUGUAUCGUCGCAGAUCGACAGCAGACAAUGGAAAAUCAACAAUUGUCAAAUUAAAUCAACAAGAUAUUGAAAUAGAUAAUCGUUGGAUUGUUCCAUAUUCACCCAUUUUAUCAAAGACAUUCAAAGCACACAUCAACGUUGAAUCUUGCCAUUCAGUGAAAUCUAUUAAAUACAUUUGCAAAUAUGUAGCCAAAGGGAGUGAUAUGGCUGUGAUUGGAAUUGGUGCAGAGAAUUCCAAUGAUGAAGUUACCCAAUACCAAAUGGGCCGCUAUGUCAGUAGUAAUGAAGCAGUUUGGCGAAUAUUUUCUUUUCCUAUUCAUGAGAGACACCCUUCUGUUGUUCACUUAGCUGUGCAUUUAGAAAAUGGACAAAGAGUGAGAUUUAUACGACGGAAACAAGGAAAACCAGUUCCAGGAUAUACAGAUGUAUAUUCCACCGAUGCGAUUGGCCGGAUUUAUUCAGUACAUCCAAGCAAUGAUGAAUGUUUUUACUUACGACUGCUAUUAGUCAAUGUACGUGGCCCAACAUCAUUCCAACAGUUACGAACUGUUGAUGGUGAAUUGUGUGUAUCCUACAGAGAAGCCUGUCAACGUUUGCAAUUGCUUGAAAAUGACGCUCAUUGGGAUCAAACUCUCAAUGAUGCUGUAAUAUCAUCACACGCUCAUCAAAUACGAACAUUGUUUUCUAUAAUCAUAUCUACAUGCUUCCCAUCAAGCCCAAUUGAUUUGUGGAUCAAGUACAAAGAUUAUGUGUGA